AUGUGUGAGCUGCCCUCAGCGGGCCGCCGGCGGCAGCAGCGGCAGCGGCGUGGGGCGGACCGUGGGAUGUCCAGCAUGUGUGGCAGCAAACCCAACGUGUUCCCAUACCACACUGUGAUGGAUAAGAUUGAUCAUUAUUCAUUUUUUUGUGGAUCUGUAUGUUUGUGUAUAUCUCAGAUGGAGAUGUCAGGGCCUGUUGGAGGUAUAGUGGCGACUGGCCAGCGCCAGCGCUCCGGUACAGUGAAGAGGAGGAGGUGGGGGGGCUUAAGGCAGCAGUGGAAGCUCCUGGGCUUGUUUGAGAUCGAUCAGCAGCAUGAGUUUUACAGCCUGACCUGCAUGAUGAAGGAGGGCUUGGCAGCAGCCGUCCAGAACUCGAUCGACAACCCACCCACAAAUGAACUAUCAGAUGAUGAUUUCAGACUGGAGGUCACUCAGAUCCAUAAGGAUUUCACCAUGGAGACGUUUGCAGGCCCCGUGUUUGCCAGGCUGCGCAGCUCUUUAGGAAUUACAGAGCCCGAGUACCAGCAGUCGCUCUGCUCUGAAAACUGCUACCUACAAUUUAUCAGCAACUCCAAGAGCAAGGCAGAUUUCUUUCUAACGAAUGAUAAGCGCUUCUUCUUGAAGACCCAGAACAAAAGAGAGAUCAAAUUCCUUCUUGUCAACUUGAAAAUCUACAUGGAACAUCUAAGGAAAUAUCCACAUUCACUCCUUGUCAAGUUCUUAGGUGUUCACAGGAUCAAAAUCCCCCACAGACGGAAGAAAUACUUUAUUGUCAUGCAAAGUGUUUUUUAUCCAGAUGAUCGAAUCAACGCCAGGUAUGACAUUAAGGGCUGUGAGGUGAGCCGCUGGACAGAUCCCGCCCCAGUGGGGAGUCAGGUCAUUGUGGUUCUCAAAGACCUCAACUUUGAGGGCCAGUACAUCACUCUGGACCAGCAGCGUCCGUGGCUCCUGCGACAGGUGGAGAUCGACACACACUUCCUCCAGAGGUUGAAUGUGCUGGACUACAGUCUCCUGCUGGCACAUCAGCCCUUACACCAUGAUGAGCGCCACCCGUGCCUCUCCUUCGCCACUUUAAUCAUGAGAGCUAAAAAAUCUGUGAACCCAGGCUCCAGCCCAGUCCAAGCAGGCAAAGCCGCUGUCCCUGGGGCAGUUCCUGAGGACGACUCCUCCUUAUUGCUGUCAGAAAAUGACGGCUGCUGUCUGAGGCAGCCGGAGGCAGGAGGUGCACCAAGCAGCAGCCUUCUUCAAUCCCUCCCGGAGCAUGCAGGGAGAGACAGCGAAUCCACAGAGCUUCAGGACUUCAGGGCGCAAAACCGACGUCUACUGCCCAACUUCAAGAACCCUCUGCACGUCAUUGAUGGGCCUGAACAUCGCUACUUCAUUGGCAUCAUUGACAUCUUCACUGUGUACAGUUUGAAGAAGAGGCUGGAGCAUUUGUGGAAGAGGCUGAGACAUCCGGGUCGGACCUUUUCCACCGUCAGUCCUGCAGCUUACUGCCUUCGGCUCUGUCAGUGGGUAGAGGACCACACAAAGUAG
Messenger RNA from Myripristis murdjan (pinecone soldierfish), 1536 nucleotides. RefSeq names its product phosphatidylinositol-4-phosphate 5-kinase-like 1 (gene pip5kl1). The record is from RefSeq and is a predicted model, not a curated record. Gene Ontology annotation, biological process: phosphatidylinositol phosphate biosynthetic process. Gene Ontology annotation, molecular function: 1-phosphatidylinositol-4-phosphate 5-kinase activity. Lineage: Eukaryota; Metazoa; Chordata; Actinopteri; Holocentriformes; Holocentridae. The coding region runs from base 1 to 1536 and encodes 511 amino acids. Gene Ontology annotation, cellular component: plasma membrane. The transcript is spliced from 12 exons.